Messenger RNA from Toxorhynchites rutilus septentrionalis, 802 nucleotides. RefSeq names its product protein lin-32-like. NCBI's taxonomy places the organism in Eukaryota, Metazoa, Arthropoda, Insecta, Diptera, Culicidae. Bases 70 to 675 code for a protein of 201 amino acids. The record is from RefSeq and is a predicted model, not a curated record. Gene Ontology annotation, molecular function: protein dimerization activity. The transcript has a single exon.
UGGUGUGCAGCGUCUCACUUGGUUUAACGAGAAGGAUCAGAAGUGACCCUGGGUGCGAGUGUUUAUAGAAUGAUGGCGGAGGAACUUAUCUACCGUGAAUACUUUCACAAUUAUCAUCACGCAAUGGACCAACAAUCGGUGGCAUUUAGUGAAUUCGUUCCACUGGUACUGGACUGCAUCCCACCGUACGAUUUGAGUCAAUAUAGCAGUGACAACGAUUGGGCGAUGGCCAGUCCCGAGAGUUGUGAGUCUGCGAGUCCUGUUUACAACCCUGAUCUGCCACUGACAAACUCUGAUCUGCCCCAGCCAACGAUCCCAGGAAAAGUAAAAUCUGCAAGUGGUCCGUUAUCAAACUCGGCGAAAAUCUUGGACCAAAUCGUACGUUACGAAGACAGCAGCAGCAGCAGCGCUUCGGAUAGUGAUAUUCUCAACAACAGUGACAUCCCGACAAAGAUCAAGAUCAAGCGGGGCACGGUGGUUCCUACGGUUAUCAAGCGGAAGCGCCGCCUGGCAGCCAAUGCUCGCGAACGCAAGCGAAUGCGGGGCUUGAACGAGGCAUUCGAUCGACUCAGACAGCAUUUGCCCUCGCUGGGGGAGGAUCGGCAACUAUCCAAACACGAGACGCUCCAGAUGGCGCAAACCUAUAUCACGGCGUUGUGUGACCUGUUGGUGUGAGCGAGGUGAGCGAGGCCAGUGAGAGAUGGACGCUGAUGGAUCAACCCAUCGAUCGCUUCGAGAAUCGAGUCAUUAAUUUAAUUCUGUACAUUGUUAGCCGAGUUAUGCCUAGUGAAAAUUUGCCUUU